AUGGGUAAGCAUCUUCGUCUACAUGGUAUAAUAAAAGAAUACAAGCAAUGGAUUUUUCAUGGAGAAUCUAUUGAAAGAACAUCGGUGCAAACCGACCAAACAGUGAGAACUUCUCCGUCAAUUUCUACUUGUGACAACGAAGCCGAUUUAAGAGACCUCAUAACGGAUGCUCUAGGUAUCAACAUCCCAACUCUUAAUGAGAGUUUUGAUGGAUUUUCAAGUGAGUUUCAGAAUAAUGGUCGAGAGUAUGAUGUUAAUAAGGCCCAAAAGACUGCUAAGAGAGAAACUACUCUUCUAGAUGAUUGUGAUAUUCCGCUCUAUCCCGGUUGUGUCAAGUUCUCAUGCGUCUCAUUCUUACUUCGGGUUUACCACUUCAAAGCACUUUAUGGAUGGUCAGCAAAAUCUUUGACAUGUUUAUUGGAGUUUUUAAAUGAGGCAUUUCCAGAUGGAAACACAAUCCCGACUACAUACUAUGAAGCAAAGAAAAAAAUUUCUGCACUAAAUCUUGGGUAUUUGAAGAUUGAUGCAUGCCUGAAUGAUUGUAUGUUAUACUGGGGCGAUGCUAGUAAAAAGAUCAGUUGUGAUGUCUGUAAAAGCUCAAGGUGGCAAUCUUCUAAUGAGUUGGAUGUAGAUGAACAAGUUGAUGACUUGAAAAGAUUAUUUCAAUCCUCUAAGACAUCACAAUUUAUGAGAUGGCAUAAAGAAGGACGAACCAAAUAUGGUAUAUUGAGACAUCCAUCCGAUGGUUUUGCCUGGGAUGCAUUUGAUAAGAGGUUUCCUGAUUUUGCAUCUGAUCCUCGCAAUGUUAGGCUAGGGUGGAGUACAAAAGGCCGUGUUGCUUGCCCAAGUCAUGAAUUUGAUAGCACUAUAGAGUCUGGGGUAGCUCCUACACCACGAUCCGAGGAAGAUAUCUUAAGGGAAGUUGAAGGUGUCAAUUUCAUUUAUGGAAAAGGCCGAAAAAGGGAUAGAGAAGAACUAGAUGAAGGGUCGGCAGAACUCGAUGUAGACGAGGGGUGUGAUUUGUUUAACAACUUUGAAGAAUUGGUCGAUGAAGUAAAUCUCAUAAAUCAAGACGAGACUUUAUGGAAGAAGAGGAGCAUAUUUUUCGACUUGCCUUAUUGGCGUUACAAUCUACUUCGACAUAACUUGGAUGUCAUGCACAUCGAGAAAAACGUAUGUGACAAUGUCAUUGGCACCCUUUUAAAUCUCUCACUCAGUGGGAAAGAUAAUAUCAAGGCACGCAAGGACCUACAAGAUAUUGGCAUCUGA
Gossypium arboreum is the source of this 1269-nucleotide messenger RNA. RefSeq lists its product as uncharacterized. The transcript is spliced from 4 exons. NCBI's taxonomy places the organism in Eukaryota, Viridiplantae, Streptophyta, Magnoliopsida, Malvales, Malvaceae. The coding region runs from base 1 to 1269 and encodes 422 amino acids. The record is from RefSeq and is a predicted model, not a curated record.